Molecule: messenger RNA, 1423 nt
Organism: Desarmillaria tabescens
Lineage: Eukaryota; Fungi; Basidiomycota; Agaricomycetes; Agaricales; Physalacriaceae
Product: pectin lyase fold/virulence factor
Exons: 9
Coding region: 315-1358 (347 amino acids)
Biological process (GO): pectin catabolic process; cell wall modification
Molecular function (GO): pectinesterase activity
Source: RefSeq, a predicted model, not a curated record
AUGAUCGCUCCAGUAUGCAGAUCAUAGCGAGGAAAAAGCCAAUUUUUAUCCAUUACAUAAGUGAUUGGAACAACUCGAAAUCGAUUCACAUCCGGACCGUCAACUUUUCUCUGAGGCCCAGCCUAGCACCCAUACAUUGCUACGCGAAAGGUUUCAAUGCUACAUGCGCCUGCUCUGUCCGGUUGGACCUCGGACGGAAUCUUCUGAAGUGGCAAAAUCUCCGCGCCUGGAUGGUCUCACAAUAGUCGUGAUCAAGGUAAAAGUCGCUGCUAUAACUAUUUAAGGAUGGCGUAAUGCCAUUGUAGGCGACAGAAAUGGCUUUCCUUCCCCUCCGAGCCUUGACAUUCUUCUCUCUUCUUGUUCUUUUUGCUACCAGCCUGGUGAAUGCGACACCCGCUGUGAAGCGGGAUAGCCGUACAUCUGCGCUCAGCGGAGCUGUCGUUGUGAGAGGCAGUGGAACAAAGUCCGGAGAAUACAGCACGGUGCAAGCAGCUGUCAACUCGCUCCCUAACGAUGGGACUGCUAAAGUUAUCUUCAUUUAUGCGGGUACUUACUCUGAACAAGUAUACAUCGAUCGGAAAGGCAAGACGACAAUCAUGGGCCAGACUUCCGAUACCAGCAGUUACACCGGCAACACUGUUACGAUCACUCAUUCGAGCUCUCUUGGCACUGCAGGCACCGAUGAUUUGACCGGGACCCUACGCGUACACAAAGACGACUUUGCACUAUACAACGUCAAUGUGAAAAACACGUUUGGUCAAGCCAGUAGCAACGGCCAGGCGUUGGCCUUGAGUGCAUAUGGAUCGAAUCAAGGCUACUAUGGUGUGGGCUUCUAUAGCUAUCAAGACACAGUGCUAGCUGAAACGGGUAACCAAUUCUAUGGCUCGUGUUACAUCGAGGGAGCUGUCGACUAUAUUUUCGGUCAAUACGCACGAGCGUACUUCCACAAGAACAUGAUUGCUUCCGUAGGCGCCGGAGCAAUUACCGCCAGCGGACGCACAUCGUCGUCUGGAGCAAGUUUGUUUGUCAUCAACAAAGCAACCAUCACCACUAGCAGCUCGGCGAAGACGUCCCUCCAAGGGAAGGUGUACCUUGGGCGUCCAUGGGGAAACUAUGCUCGGGUCGCUUACACAUCCUGUUCGCUCGGGAAUCUGAUCAACAGAGCUGGUUGGGAACAGUGGUCCAGCAGUUCACCCAAUACCGAUCAUGUUACCUUUGCUGAAUACGAAAGCAUUGGGGCUGGCGCCUCCGGUACUCGCGCAUCAUUUUCUACGAAACUAUCUUCGACCAGUGGCUACACUAUAUCAGAUGUUUUGGGCAGUAACUAUGCCGACUGGGUGGAUAGUAACUACCUGUAGCUUCUGGAAUAAUAUUAGUACGAUGUAUGGUAUGCAUGUCGUGUCAUCUAUUCGUGAGAGUCGAU